Messenger RNA from Coregonus sp. 'balchen', 5819 nucleotides. The record is from the annotation of a GenBank genome assembly. Lineage: Eukaryota; Metazoa; Chordata; Actinopteri; Salmoniformes; Salmonidae.
AUGACCCUGGCUCCAGACCCCAGUAAGCAGCUCUUUCCACUUGGCCCCCUGGGUACCUGGAGACAGCCAGGAACAGGUGUACCCCUGAUAGAGAACAGGUCAGAGUCUCCACUCUGUCCUCAGUUAAGAACGGGUGGCUUCCUUUACAAAAGAUGGAGUCAUAUUUGAGCUACCCAGCCUGGAUAGCCUAAGCCUGCGCUACCAGGUAAGAUACAGCUGAGCCAAAACAAAAUUAAUAAUUCAACCAAAUAUUUAGGAAGAGGUCAUUUCAUGGAGUCUGUGAAGGAACAAACCACAUGGAAAAAGUGGUAAGCAAGUUAGGUCCAAAAAACUGAUUUUCAACAACUCAAAUGAUUGUAUUGUGUAAGAGGUUUCAUGAUGCUUGUAUCUAAACAAAAGUAGAUCGUUUUAAGAUUGUUCUAUGCAUCAGUUGGGGUCUCUAUACUCUUCAAUAUGAGGUCCUAAACCUAGCAUGAAAUGAGUCUUUGUAGUUGUGUGGGUUAAUAUAGUCAAUAUGUUUCCCUUUAGAUAAGUUGAGCCAAUGCCCAUGGGGUAAGUUGAGUCAAUGGUUGAGCCAAUGGCAAGUUGAAAAGAUUGAAGGGUUCUCUUCCCAGGAGUAAUGCAAGGCAUUAUAGAUAUGAGGUAAUAACUGGGAUAUGAGGUAAUAACUGGGAUAUGAGGUAAUAACAGGGCCUGGCCUAUGUUAAAUGUUUUUUUUUAAAGUGUUUGUUAGGUGUUAAGCCUGUGUUAAAAGAUGCUUAAAUGAUUAAAAGACAAAAAGCGAUUGUGAUUGUGUUGAAUUGUGUUUGGAAAAUAAAAGAUAGACAUCUUUUUAAACAGGUUGUGGUAAUAUUGAAUUCAGUACAGAAAUGUGUAGGCGGCUUAACUUACCCCAUACCUAUGUUUUCAAAACUGUAAAGUUCACAUUAAUUCUGAUUAUUUCCAGGGAUGCUGUGACGAGUACUGAGGAUAUGAAGACGCAGGAGUCAACAAUGUAAAGGUUUACAUUACACUGAGCAAGAGAACAACAAAGAGUGAAUACACGACAAGACACUAACAAUCACACAGAACACAACGCUGAACAGUCCAGGGCUAUAUAGAGGUGGUGAUGAGAUGAUGAGGUGCAGGUGCGCUGGAGGUGAUAAGGGUGCGUUGGGUUUCCAUUCCGGUGUUGCCGAGGUGGUGUGCUCAGACCAGUGGCUCAGUAGACCGGCAAAUCAGAGCCCAGUAGGGGAUCACGGGAGGAGACGUGACAGAUACACAGCAUCCUGAUAUAUAUGUAAAUAUCUUUGUUAGAAAAAAUACUAUAUUUUCCUUGACUGAAUUAUGCUGAAUGUAAAAAAACUGCUAAAUUUACCACACUCUCCCCUACAGUAGUAAUUUUAUAUGUAAUGAAUAUUGUAAGAUUUUUUACCUCCCUGGUUGAAAACAAAGUCAGUCACUCCACGACCAGGGAGUUACGUGGAGUUUUAAAAUUUCUCCGGAAUUUCCUCUGAGUCUGUUUUUGCCUCCUAGUGUGGAAUUAAAAUGUGAUGUUGACAGAGAAAUCCAAGCAACAGGAAUGUUCUCCCUCUGUGAAUUCUGCUAGAAUUCUUAUGCAUCAUCGCUGAUGUGACCACAUUCUUACCAUCCUAGUCAAGGCAACGCAUUAUUGAGUUUUCCCCCUUGUUUUCAGUAAUACAAAGCCCUGUUUUUCUUUAAAUAGAUCCAUGUCUGCAGUGUAUGAUACCUUUCACUAAAAUACUAUCCAUAAACCAAAAAAUGAGUUUGCUGUAAUUUCUAUAUGUGGACACAAGUAUGUCGACACCUGCUUGUCGAACAUCUCAAAAUCAUGGGCAUUAAUAUGGAGUUGGUCCCCCCUUUGCUGCUAUAGCAGCCUCCACUCUUCUGGGAAGGCUUUCCACUAGAUGUUGGAAUAUUGCUGCGGGGACUUGCUUCCAUUCAGCCACAAGAGCAUUAAUGAGGUUGGGCACUGAUGUUGGGCGAUUAGGCCUGGCUCGCAGUCGGCUUUCCAAUUCAUCCCAAAGGUGUUCGAUGGGAUUGAGGUCAGGGCUCUGUGCAGUCCAGUCAAGAUCUGGACAAACCAUUUCUGUAUAGACCUCGCUUUAUGCAUGGGGCAUUGUCAUGCUGAAACAAGAAAGGUCCUUCCCCAAACUGUUGCCACAAAGUUGGAAGUACAGAAUCAUCUAGAAUGUCAUUGUAUGCUGUAGUGUUAAGAUUUCCCUUCACUGGAACUAAGGGGCCUAGCCCAAACCAUGAAAAACAGCCCCAGACCAUUAUUCCUCCUUCACCAAACGGCACUAUGCAUUGGGGCAGGUAGCGUUCUCCUGGCAUCUGCCGAACCCAGAUUUGACCGUCGGACUGCCAGAUGGUGAAGCGUGAUUGAUCACUGCAGAGAACGCGUUUCCACUGCUCCAGAGUCCAAUGCCGGCGAACUUUACGCCCUCCAGCCGAUGCUUGGCAUUACCCAUGGUGAUCUUAGGCUUGUGUGCGGCUGCUUGGCCAUGGAAACCCAUUUCAUGAAGCUCCCGAUGAACAGUUCUUGUGCUGAAGUUGCUUCCGGAGGCAGUUUGGAGUAGUGAGUGUUGCAACUGAGGACAAACGAUUUUUACGCAUUACGCUCUUCAGCACUCGGCGGUCCCGUUCUGUGAGCUUGUGUGGCCUACCAGUUCACGGCUGAGCCGUUGUUGCUCCUAGAUGUUUCCACUUCACAAUAACAGCACUUACAGUUGACCGGAGCAGCUCUAGCAGGGCAGAAAUUUGACUAACUGACUUGUUGGAAAGGUGGCAUCCUAUGACGGUGCCACGUUGAAUGUCACUGAGCUCUUCAGUAAGGCCAUUCUACUGCCAAUGUUUGUCUAUGGAGAUUGCAUGGAUGUGUGCUUGAUUUUAUACACCUGUUAGCAGCGGGUUUGGCAAAAAUAGCAGAAUCCACUAAUUUGAAGAGGUGUCCACAUACUUUUGUAUAUAUAGCGAAUAUUGAUAAAUCCAUAAAUAUUAAAUUAGGAACAUAAUCUAUUAAGUGCUUCAAUGUUGAUGUAAUGGAAUGAGCAGGAAAUAAAAAUAAGAAAAUGUGAUGUGUAAUAACUUUGGGCCUAUAAAAUUCCGUUGCACAUUGAGGUAGGCUGUAAAUCAAUAAGCUGCAGUUGACUUACUUCAUCAUCUUGUGCUCUAGAUUAAACACAUCUUGAGAAAUGCGAGCGCCAGGUGAGGUGAUGAGGAAUAAUUAAUAUUUUACUAGGCAAGUACAGCCAGGGUCAUCUCUCCUAUUACAGCCCAGACAAGAUAGCUGUAGGCCUAUUGUCUGUCUCCUCUUCGUCGGGUAUAGGACAACUGACCUCUUGUCAUUCAUUGUAAAGUGGGCAGAGAAAAUAAUAGUGGGCUUCUUCUCUGAGAUACAUGUUUCAGUGAGGAAACGUGUAAGUGCUUUGAGGACUUGCCUGUUAUGUUUUGUUUUUCUUUUUCUAAUGUCUAAAACAAGCAGUAGGCUAUAUAUUUUUUGUUUACCGUCAUGUUGAAUUUUCAGAUGGAAAGCUACAAGCGAAUUGGUCCAUGUCCAUGGGUUUUGAAGUAGGGGGUUCCCCAGCCUAUCAACACCUAAUAUCAACGAGGUAAACCGUUAUACUAUUCUGGCUGCGAUAGAUUUAUUAUCAUAGUACUCUACUUGUCUUAUUAUUGUUAGCUUUACAAAGUUUGUAUUCCUGUACAAAUUAACUUCAAGUGAAUAAGUACAAAUAAGAAAACUUUCCUGCAAACUUGUGGUGUUUUUGAGUUUUAAACAUUUCAAAUUUGACUUGAUUUGCCCUAACAAAAAAUUUAUCAACCCCUACAAAAAUGUCUAUUCAUUAUAAUCCACAUAAUAAUUCACAUUUCCUGUUGCUGCAGGAUUAUUUUCCUGCUGUAGCACACUGGCUCAAAUAAAAUCCUACAUCUGUAUAUGGUUAUCCAUAUGUGUAUCAGUUUUAGAAAGUAUAUGUUUGAACAUGGUAAUAUCAUCAUUAUCAACAUCAUCACUAUGUUUUAGUACAAUUUAUGAUGCUGAACUAAUGCAUGUCAAAACAUCCAUCAUGGCCAUGUAUUCCUUGCUAUUCUAAUUAGAUGUAUGCCAUCUAGACAAGGAGGCUAUUCACUAGCUCAGCAGUUGGUUUUAGUCAGGAGAGGAACUUUGCCAUUAAAAUCAAUUUGAUUAAGUUUGUGAAACAUGCAGUCCUCAGCAGACACAUGCACAGAUAGGGCUCUACCUAUGCAGAGCACAUGCCCCUUUGUCCUUCCAGUCUCUAAAGUGGCCUUUUGUUUUGGGUUAAAAAACCGUUUUGUUGUUUUUGUUCUAAACCCACUGCGCAUUGCCCUGGUCCUCAGACUGAGUCAACAUGAGUGCAAUUUUAUGCAGGAACUCGUGGAUAUGUUAUUGUGCUUGGACAAGCCAUGGGUUGUUUUCACUGCAAAAAACAGCCCUUAUGUUAACUGCAAGUCCUAAACCAUCGUGCGAGUCUACUAUUGUGUCAGAGAAUGGAAGUGAUCUAACCACUAUCCUGCAAAUCCACUAUGUGACAGAGAAUGAAAGUGAACUAACCACUAAUAUGACACAAUGCCUGAUAUGAAGUGAAAGUGUGACAAUUAUUUUAGUUUCAGUUGCUCAUGCACACUUGACUUGUCUUCAUUAUCCUGUGUUAACCUGGAUAGCCAGCAUAUUCUGGAACGUCCAUGUUAAAUGUCAUGGUUAAUUUGUCGCUGACUGUUGGCCAUCAGGUUACACAUCACCAUGGUAACAAAAGCAGAUCUCAAAAUGAGAGCAGGAAAGCCGAUAACUAAUCCCUAGAAUAUAUCACGGGGAAAAGCCUUGUAUUUGUUUCCCUCACUCUAUUUAAUUUACCUGAUAGAUGCACUGUAUUUAGACCAACUCUUUCAACACAGCUCUGAUAUUUCCUCUGGGUUCCCGCUCCUUAGACUUCCACGAAGGAAACCACCCCCUCACUGCUGAGGGAUGCCCUACCAUGGAGAGGACAGGGGGAGAGAGAUUCCACAUCACCAUCCCUCCUGAGGCCAACACACUCUGGGGACUUCCAAAGGGGUGGACAUGUACCCCCACAGAGGGAGUCCAACCAUGCUGAGGACAGACAGUGUGCUUGAUGUCCUGGGCGGCCAAUCAAAGACAGGCUUCUCCUCCAUCACCAUCACAUCCCACAGGGUAUCCCAGUCAGGGGACAGCCAAUCACAGGAGGCCCUUUAUCCCCACCUCCUGAUCCAGCCUGUCAGGUCAUCCAUAUCUUUAGACCCAGUCAUGAGUCCUGUCCUGUCCUCAGCCAUUCUAAAGCACUCUGAGUUGGUGACCAGACACAAUGCCACCAUAGUGAAGGUGACAGAGUACAGACAGAGCUACUAUGCAGGUGACAGGGUCCAGAUGAGCAGGCCGGGAACGAGGACUGCCAGGCCUGAACAAGCACAGUUACAUAGGUGGGGACAGGCACAAGGACAAUGGAAGCUCCUACAGGCCUUUGUCUCUACAACCCUCUUUCCACUCCUGCGUCCAGCUUGAGGUACCUCUGAGGUCUGCGAAUUUGGUCCUGUAUCUGGACAAGUCACUGUCGAUCUCCAUAGGACAGCCAGAGGGAAAAAAGCAGGUUGUGCACAGGUCCACCCUGUCGCUGUACGUUGGGAGCUCGUCCCAUAUUAGAACCCCUAUGGAUAACCCCAAAACACAUCAGGACCUUCUGAGAUCUAUGGGGGCACUAAGAUGCACCCAUAGGUGGCACCAACCAGAGACUGAUGUGGGUCACAAGUCAAAGGGUCUACGAGGUCCCCAAAAUGGCAGAUACUGA